This is a messenger RNA of Bombina bombina (fire-bellied toad), 4091 nucleotides long. RefSeq names its product small ArfGAP 1 (gene SMAP1). Gene Ontology annotation, biological process: regulation of clathrin-dependent endocytosis. Lineage: Eukaryota; Metazoa; Chordata; Amphibia; Anura; Bombinatoridae. The record is from RefSeq and is a predicted model, not a curated record. Bases 626 to 2050 code for a protein of 474 amino acids. The transcript is spliced from 11 exons. Gene Ontology annotation, molecular function: GTPase activator activity; metal ion binding.
UACCAAGCAAAAUAACGACACUUGUUUCCCCCUGACAGGUCCAACAAGUUACCCCCAAACACCGGGACACUUGUCCAGCAGCUGACCCAUACCAAGACGGAAGGGGCGGUAUCUGUGAGUGACGCCAACUCGGCAGCGGGAUUUGAUUUGAGAAUUUAGUGUGAAGUACGCGUCACAACCUGAAGUUCCCGGAAGUGUCGUGUGCGAAAGGGACUACUGAGUGAGAGCAGCUCACUGACAGCACUGGCACAGCUAGCCGGGGACAGUUCAUAGUAUUUCCUUAUAUACCUCUGUAUGCAGCAGUGCGGGCACGUACAUAUGUUAUAGCUAGCCAGAGACACCACUUGCUCAUCACAUAACUGUAGAGAGACAUUUAAGUUUACCUAUUGUCACCUGGAUACACAGUUGUAUACUGCAUGAGCUGUUGAUGUACCUAGCGUAUGCUUGCACAACCUUAUCACCUCUUUAUAGUGUAUAUAUUUGCAAUAUUUUAUCUAUAGCAAUAGGUACAUAGCUAAAAUUUAUUUUGAUUCCUUCUUGUUACAAUCCCCAAGGGCUUUUUUUUUAUCACUACGUACAUAAAGGUGUGUUAGUGUGUAUACGUGUAUACUUUCCAGUAGUCAUCAUGACAACACGAUCUGAAAGGGAAAAGGCCCAGAAGUUAAAUGAGCAGCACCAGGCUAUCCUGUCCCGAAUGCUACGGGAAGAGGACAACAAGUACUGCGCUGACUGUGAGGCAAAGGGUCCAAGAUGGGCUUCCUGGAAUCUAGGAGUUUUUAUUUGCAUCCGAUGUGCUGGAAUUCAUCGGAAUCUUGGUGUACACAUAUCAAGAGUCAAAUCGGUAAACCUGGACCAAUGGACUCCAGAACAGAUUCAGUGUAUGCAGGACAUGGGAAAUACAAAGGCAAGAAUGCUGUAUGAAGCUAACCUCCCAGAGAACUUUAGAAGACCACAAACUGACCAAUCUGUGGAGUUCUUCAUCAGAGAUAAAUAUGAAAGGAAGAAAUACUAUGACAAAAAUGCAGCCUCUGCCAUAAGUACGUCGUCCUCUGAUGCUGUGCAGCCCUCGGCAUCCUCUCCUUCUCUGCAAGCUGCUGCUGAGAAAAGCAAAUUGGAGAAAGAAAAGGAGAAAAAGAAAGAAGAAAAGAAGAAAGAACGAGAUGCUGAAAAAACAGUGAAGGCUGCAGUGGUUGAUAAGGUGCUUAAUAAAAAGGAGCCACAGUUAGAUGUUAAAGCCAGCCCAAAGAAAGCUCCAGAGCUGACCGUUGAUCUUUUAGGACUUGAUUCUCCUGCUGAAGUAACUGUUGCAAAUGGAAGUACCACUAAUACAACGUCAUUAAAUGAUGACUUAGAUAUAUUUGGCCCAAUGAUCUCCAAUCCUCUUCCUUCUUCUACUGCACCUCCACCACAGGCCACAUCGAACAACCCUGUAGUUAAUACCACUGUAUCUUCAACAACUGGAGACCUUGAUUUAUUUACUGACCAAAAUUCAAAAUCUGAAGAUACCACAAAAAAGCCAUUGUCUAAAGACUCUAUCUUAUCUCUUUAUGGCACAGCAGGUCUGCAGCAACAAAGUACUUCAGCCAUGUUCAUGGGAUCCUCUCCAAUGCCUUAUUCAGCACAGCAUGCCACUAAUUUCCAGGCAUUUCCUCCUAUGGGCAUGGCUGGCUCUGCCACUGGAGGGAUGAUGGGAAACAUGAUGGUGCAAUCAAUGCAGGGCAUGGGACAAAACACUGGGAUGAUGCUGGGUAUGGGAAUGCCUAAUGGUUUUGUUGGGAAUGCUCCAACUGGAAUAAUGGGACUUCCUCCUAACAUGAUGGGACCCCAGGCAGGAAUGGUGGGAAGCAUGGGAACACCUCCAAAUAAGUUUGGCAUGCAACAAAGCCAACAGUCUGCUUGGAACAUGUCACAGAUGAAUCAGCAAAUGAGUGGCAUGAAUCUGAAUGGAGCAGGCAACAUGAUGGCUUAUGGGCAGCCUGCUAACUCUGUAGGAGGAGGAUGGACCGGAAAUGCCACUGGUCAGACUCUAAGCACACAGCUGUGGAAAUGAAAACUGCUACCGAGAUGUCAUCAAGAAAAUUCACUUGUCAUUCCUUGCUUUGAUGUCUCUCUUUUCUUCGUGUACAUAUUAUUAUUAAACGCUCUCCCUUUCAGGUGUUAAUAAAAGCCUGUCAGCUGACCUUUUCACACUCUAUUGGUUGGAUCUGAUGGUGGUGAAAAGCAGUGUUAGGAUAUAUUUACAUAUCAUUUGUAAAUUUCCCAUUAUAUCUAUGGUUUUAUUAUCUAUGUCUAAGAAAGCUGCUUGGCCACCAUCAAUCAGUAACUUUGGAGUUAAACCAAAUUAGAUUUAAUGGUUGCAUUUAAGGGAUUUCUGUAUCAUGUUCUUUAUAUCUUGUAUAAAAUAGACCGUCAUCCUUCACCUUUCCCUUCCUAAGUAUUCUGUGAUCCUAGCGGAGCUCAAGUAGUAAUAUAAAUACAGACAGAUUGUAAAUGUAUCACUGAACACCAUUUUAUAAUGUAUAUCUUUUGGUUGCUUGCUUAUAAUACUUGUGAUGUGAUCUUGGUGUGCUGAUCUUUAAGCACCAAUACUGAAAGAAAUAUAAACCUGGAUGGCACUGCAUUGUGUAUCUUAAAGAGGAUGUAAUAAUACACACAGUGAACGAGCUGUGCAGUUGGCAGCAUACGAGUGCGCCUCCUGCACUCUGCCUGUUAAUUAAAAUAUUACACUCAAUAAUUGUUAUUCUUCCCAGCAAGUACAUCCAUGUUUAUGACAGUGAUUGUGUUUACAUUUUAAGGUGCCUAGUAUUAAUGAGAUGUUUGCCCAUAGGUUAUUAUUUGUAUUUAAUCUAGCCUCCGUGGCUGCGGUUUAUUUCAUACUAGUAAAUCAGAACCUUUAAUCUUUAUGCUGUACUUCUGUGAUGUUUAUGGAACCUGUACUCUUGUUAGAUAUAACCCAGAUUUAAAUGUGGAGAUAAAUUACAAAUCUAUGUCAUUCUCUUGAUGGAUGGUUCUUGUGAAAUUAAAAAAAAAAAACAGUAAGGGAAACAAAUAAUUUAGAAGAGUGGUGUGACAUAUGCAGACCAUAUUGAAAGAAAAUGUAUUUAAAAAGUAAUCCAUGAAGACUCUUGUUCUGAUGACUUGAUGCCUAGACGAUGUCAACCACAGCUUAUCCUACACAUCUUGAAAUGUCCAAUAAUAAGGAUCCGUGGGUCAUCCAUUCUAUGGAAAAUGGCAUUUGAUGAUCAAACCUCAAUUUUAAUUGUAUCCUGAGGAUGUUUGGGCUCGUUAGCCAAAUUUACUUUCUCAGUCCGAGUGUGCCACACAAGAACCUGGGGGUGGGGGGAGAACACAUCUGUUAAACCUUUGUAACGUACAUUUUGGAGGGAAAAAAAAUAGGAUUAUCACCAGAUGUUCUAGAUAAUAUGCGAUACUGUUUGUUACCCUAGCAAUUGGUACUGUAGAUCAGUUAAAAUACAAAAAUCAUAUAGCAUAGUUGGAUGUUUAAUAAGCUGUUCUUUACAGAUUGGCAUCUUCUCUCAUGCCACUCUCUAUUAAAGUUAUAUUUAAAUCAGCUUAUUUUGAAGGGUGGUAAAAUGUAUACAAAUUAAAUUUUACUCAAGGGAAGAAAACAACUACAUGUACAAAACAAUUCUGUUUGGCUUUUAGUGGUCAUAAAAUACUGUUUUAUCAAAUAUUACAGGAUUUCCCCCCUUUAAGCUGAUCUGAGCUAUUCAUACUCUCUCAUGUCUACUGAAUUGCAAACAUUUUAAAGUUUCAUAGUCACGUUCUUUCUUUUAUUAUUUAUUUUUACAUUGCAGGGACUUGAUGAAAUUUUGAUAUCUUUGGUUUUAUUUUUUCUUUCCUUGUGAAUCACUUGAACUACCACAAUAAAAAAACAAUUGCUUCAUUUGAAGCUAGUGAAUGUGUCAAGUGAAUAAAUGUAAAGCAUUCUAGCACAUGCAGUUAUAUAACAUGAUGAUAUUCUGAAACGUCUUGUAUCUUCCCACUGUCCGUUUUUGAGAUAAGAAUUGAAUGUAGUAUUUAGCUAAGAUGAACAAGGUGUCUAUAUUAAAAUAAACAUUCUAAAGUUA